This is a messenger RNA of Guyanagaster necrorhizus, 1158 nucleotides long. Its product is annotated as TAP42-like protein. Gene Ontology annotation, biological process: regulation of signal transduction; regulation of dephosphorylation. Gene Ontology annotation, molecular function: protein phosphatase 2A binding. The record is from RefSeq and is a predicted model, not a curated record. The coding region runs from base 1 to 1158 and encodes 385 amino acids. Gene Ontology annotation, cellular component: cytosol. The transcript has 6 exons. Lineage: Eukaryota; Fungi; Basidiomycota; Agaricomycetes; Agaricales; Physalacriaceae.
AUGACUACGCCCUUGCCCAAGCUAUAUUCUCGGGUCCUCACUGCCACAUCCGAUGCCUAUGACCUGCCCACGAUUGAAGAUUCGACACAGGAUAUCGUCAAGUCAUGCAUAGAGGAUCUAUGCGAAAUUCAAACUCGAAUAUCCGACCUCGCGCUUUUCAGCAGCAACGAGACACUCGAUGACAUCUCCACGCAGAAUCUAAUCUAUCUCACCGUGCCCUAUGUGUGUGCGGAGGUACAGGGACGCGUACGGACGACGGAGAGGGAGGAUCGGUUUAUUUCCAUCGUCCAGGCUCAAAAUCACUAUGAAACGUACUGCUCGACCCUGGAGAACUACGGAAUAGUUACAGAGGGAGACUCGAAGCUGUUUUCGCGUAACGCCACCAAUGCUGCAAGCAAACGAGAACAGAAGAUACAGCAAUACCACCAUGAGAAGGAUCUGCGUACGAGGAUAGAGGUCAUUCACAAACGCAAAAGUCGGCGGCCCACUGAAGAGUUAGCGUCCGGCACCACAGAUUUCAUUCUUAUCAGUUCCCUUCUACCUUCUGCAACUGCCUCCGGAGAUGAAGACGAAGACGACGAAGUGCUACGAGAAACAGUCCUUCUUCUUUUACGUCUUUUCUACUCUCUUUCCAAGACUCACCUUGCCCACAUCGACACAGAGCUGCAGUUGUUGAAGACGGCACCUCCUCCACUUCCGUACUCACCCAGGCCAGACGAUAAUGAUCCCAGGAAAAAAGAGAAGGACGAGCGCGACGAAGACAUGUGGAAACUGGAUGCCCCGAAACCUAAUCCGGGUGGAGGGCCGUUACUGGAUCCUGCAGGAAAGCCUCUUCGACCAUUCACGAUUCUCCCUUUUGGCGCGUCUGAUCGCGCUCGCCACCAGGCACAGGUCUUCGGGCCGGGAUACAACUUACCAACGAUGACUAUCGACCAGUACCUUGAAGUGGAGAGGCAGCGGGGUAACAUUCUUUCUGGAGGAGGUCCUGGCUCGGAAAAUAUGCCCACAUCAUCUGAGCAGCUAGCCAUGGAUGCCGAAAUAGACGGCACAAUCAAGGGAGAAGCAAAAGCGGAAGAGAAGAGACUUAAAGAUGAGAAUUGGGCCAAGUUUACUGACGAGAACCCGAGAGGUGCUGGGAAUACGAUGAAUCGAGGCUGA